Messenger RNA from Phycodurus eques (leafy seadragon), 3506 nucleotides. Its product is annotated as SLIT-ROBO Rho GTPase-activating protein 1-like. The record is from RefSeq and is a predicted model, not a curated record. Gene Ontology annotation, cellular component: cytoplasm. NCBI's taxonomy places the organism in Eukaryota, Metazoa, Chordata, Actinopteri, Syngnathiformes, Syngnathidae. Gene Ontology annotation, molecular function: protein binding. Bases 107 to 3418 code for a protein of 1103 amino acids. The transcript has 23 exons. Gene Ontology annotation, biological process: signal transduction; negative regulation of cell migration.
AGUCGGCCAUUUUGGAUGGAGCUUGCGAAAAUUUUGUUUUGUAUUUAUCGGAUACCGAAUGUCGAACGAUUGACUAACAUUUAGUGACGUGCAUGGUGGAGGCGACAUGUCAAACUCAAACAAGAGCAAAAAGGACAAAGAGAUCCUUGCGGACUAUGAGGGCCAAGUGAAAGAUGUGCGAGCCCAGCUGGUGGAGCAGCAGCGCUGCCUGGAGCAGCAGACGGAGAUGCGGGUCCAGCUCCUCCAGGACCUGCAGGACUUCUUCCGCAAGAAGGCCGAGAUCGAGACCGAGUAUUCCCGGAACCUGGAGAAGCUGGCCGAGAGGUUCAUGGCCAAGACGCGCAGCACCAAAGACCACCAGCAGUACAAAAAGGACCAGAACCUUCUGUCACCGGUCAACUGCUGGUACCUGCUGCUCAACCAGGUGAGGAGGGAGAGCAAGGACCACGCCACCCUGAGCGACCUCUACUUGAACAAUGUCAUCAGUCGCCUCACGCACAUCAGCGAGGACUCGGCCCGCCUCCUCAAGAGGAGCAAGGAGAUCAUCUUCCAGCUUCAGGAGGAUCUCAUGAAGCUCCUCAACGAGCUCUACACCGUGAUGAAGAGCUACCACAUGUACCACGUGGAGACCAUCAACGCCGAGGGCAAGCUGCGCGAGGCCGAGCGCCAGGAGGGCCGGGCGAAGGGCGCGGGCGCCGCGUCCGAACCCGUGUUCGGAUUGCGCCUCGAGGAACGCCACCAGAGACGCAACGCCGCCCGCAAGAUGGAGAAGAUGCGCGAGAAGAGGAAGGCAAAAUACUCGGAGAACAAAGUGAAGACGCUGAAAGCGCGGAACGAGUACCUGCUGACUCUGGAGGCCACCAACGCCGCCGUCUUCAAGUACUACAUCCACGACCUGCCCGACAUCAUCGACUGUUGCGACCUAGGGUACCACUCCAGUCUGAGCCGGGCUCUGAGGACCUACCUGUCGGCCGAACUGAGCCUGGAGGCGUCCCGGCGGGCCGGUCUGGAGGUUCUGGAGGGCGCCGUGGAGGGUCUGGACCCCGCCCGCGACCGCCAACGUCUCCUGGGCCUCUACCCCACUGCCUUCUGCCCGCCGCCGCGCUUCAGCUUCCAGGCCCACAUGGGCGACGCGGUGAGCCGGAUCGCCUCCCAGCCGCAGGUGCAGGCGGAGCUCGCCCUGCGCCUCACGCAGCUGCAGACCCGGCUGGCCUCGCUGAAAAUCGAGAACGAAGAGGUGAAGAAGACGUGGGGGGCCACUCUGACCACGCUGCAGGACAUGACGGUGCUGGACGACUACGACGUCUCGCAGAGCUUCGCCCACAGCCCGUCGUCCGAGUCGGUCAAGUCCAGCGUGUCGGACGGCUACCUGAACAAACCCAGCCUGGCCAAGAGACGAGCCAACCAGCAGGAGACGGAGCUCUUCUACUUCACGGUGGGACGCGAGUUACGGUCGCGCGGAGACGACUCCGAGACAAACAAACGUCUUCUCGUCUGGCAGAAGUUCCGCGAGUACCUGGAGGGGAGCAACCUGGUCUCCAAGCUGCAAGCCAAACACGACAUCCUGAAGAAAGCCAUAGCAGAAGGCUACAAAGCGGAGCUCCUCACCACCAGCCGCGGACGGAAGAACUCGCACAGCAAGCAUCAGGACUCAACCAAAGCCAUACCCCUGCUGGUGGAGAGCUGCAUCCGCUUCAUCAACCUCCACGGCCUCCAGCAUCAAGGCAUAUUCCGGGUGUCCGGUUCUCAGGUGGAGGUCAACGACAUCAAGAACUCCUUCGAGAGAGGCAACGACCCGCUGAUCGACCAGGAAAGCAACCACGACAUCAACUCGGUGGCCGGCGUCUUGAAGCUGUACUUCCGCGGCCUGGAGAACCCGCUCUUCCCCGGCGACAGGUUCAACGACCUCAUCGCCUGCGUCCGAAUGGAGAACCUGUACGAGCGAGCGCAGUGCAUCCAAAAGAUCCUCGUGGCCGUUCCGAGGGCCACGCUGGUGGUGAUGCGUUACCUCUUCGCCUUCCUCAACCAUCUGUCCAAGUACAGCGACGAGAACAUGAUGGACGCCGGCAACUUGGCCAUCGUGUUCGGGCCCACCCUGCUGCCCACGCCGGACUCUCUGGACCAGGUGGCGUGCCAGGCGCACGUCAACGAGGUGGUCAAGACCGUCAUCCUGCACCACGAAAACAUCUUCCCCGACGCCAAGGAGCUGCCGGGGCCGCUCUACGAGACCUGCAUGACCGGCGAGCAGUACUGCGAGAGUCCGUUCAGCGAGCCGGGCGCUCUGGAGGAGACCGAGCCGGACGCCGGCACCGAGACUCAGACCAGUGAUGAGGAGGGCGAGGCGGCGGAGGCGGUGGCGAGGUUCGACUACGUGGGCCGAUCGGGCCGCGAGCUGUCCUUCAAGAAGGGCGCCACGCUGCAGCUCUACCGGCGCGCCUCGCACGACUGGUGGGAAGGCCGGUGCAACGGCAGCCGCGGCCUGGUGCCGCAUCAGUACAUCGCGGUGAAGGACAGGCGAGUGCCAGGCAAACGCCGCGCGUCGCCUGACCGGUCGAGCGAGUCGGGCGACGCCACGUCAGACACGCUGAGCCAAAAAGCCGACAGCGACGGCGGAAGCAGCAGCACCGAGGACAAGAGGUCCACCCGAGACCUGCGCUCGCCCACCGACAUCCUACCGCCCGAGUCCUACCACAGGAGGAAGCGGACCGAGGGUUUAUUCCGCCGUCCCCUGGGCCGCUCCAACGACUGCCACGGCAACGGGGUGGCGAUGGAGCGCAGUUCGCCCCCGGUGACGGGUCACUUCAGCCCCAGGGACCUGCUGCUGGGGCGCGGCCGGGGCCCGACGCCGCCCCCGGACAGCCCCGAGCGCCGGCGCCGCUCGGCCGCCGGCGCCGUGACGUCGAGCCGCCGCGACUCGCUGCGGAGGCCCGAGGACACGCCCGUCCGCCGCGCCGGCGGCGGACGUUGCGGCUUCGACUCGCAUCGGUCCAGGGCCGUGGACGCCGGCACGCUGGCUCAGGACAUCGAGGAGACGGUGAGCGCGGUCCUGGGGGACCUCCGGCACCCGGACCGUCAGGGCCGCAGGCCGGCUCCGGACGUGGUCCUGGACACCCUGGAGCAGGUGAAGAACGGCCCCCCGGCCCCUUGCUCCUCCGAGUCCCCGAGCCCCCACAGCACUCCCAGCACGCCGGGCACCCCGAGCCCCCUGAGCCCCCUGAGCCCCGUCAGCCCUCUGCCGGGACCCCCGCCCAGGCCGGCCAACCCGUCCCCGGACACCCCGGGCUCCUUCGAGCCCGCGGCGGCCGCUCGGACGGGGGUCCCGCCGAGGCCCCCCGCGCUGAGGCCCAAACCCGCCGUGCCGCCCAAGAGCGGCACCCCGCCUCUGCCCCCGCCGCUCGACAAAUCCUGCACCAUGUGAGCCGAACCGGGCCCGCGACAAGUGGGCCAGUCGAGGACAACAGGGUAGCGCCCGACAUUUUGAGGGUCGAAACUAGGACGAGUGAGUU